Messenger RNA from Anopheles nili, 1726 nucleotides. RefSeq names its product protein Red (gene beag). Gene Ontology annotation, cellular component: nucleus. The transcript has a single exon. The record is from RefSeq and is a predicted model, not a curated record. Gene Ontology annotation, biological process: mRNA splicing, via spliceosome. Lineage: Eukaryota; Metazoa; Arthropoda; Insecta; Diptera; Culicidae. Bases 1 to 1635 code for a protein of 544 amino acids.
AUGCCAACCGACAACGAUCACCAUGAACCGGAAACUCCGGCAACCCAACGGUUGACAAAUGAUGAUUUCAGAAAACUUCUGAUGACCCCACGAGCUCCACCAGGGUCGGGACAUGCCAUAGGAUCUGUUCGCGAUGCCAUGUCCAAGGCCUCAUCUACUGCAGCCACGGGGUCAUCUUCAACAUCGAGCUCUACGUCAUCUUCCAUGAAACCACCAUCUUCGGAAAGACAUGAAGCUCGACGUAAAAAGAAAAACUUUUAUGCCCAGCUCAAAAAACAAGAAGACAAUAAACUAGCCGAACUUGCGGAGAAAUAUCGAGAUCGUGCCAGAGAACGUCGUGAUGGUGCGAACCCCGAUUAUCAAAAUCUAGACUCCUCCAGUUCCACAAGCGCGUACCGAGCAGUAGCACCGGAUGUUAAAUCUGGUAUGGACGCGGCUGAAAGAAGGCGCCAACAAAUUCAAGAAUCUAAGUUCUUGGGUGGUGAUAUGGAACAUACUCACUUGGUAAAAGGUCUCGAUUACGCAUUGCUACAAAAGGUACGAAGUGAAAUCAUUGCAAAAGAACACGAACAAGAGGAUGAGAUGGAAAAGUUAAUUGACAUCGAGCCCAAUGCUGAUGUAGCAACAGCAGCAGUUAAAUCAACAACAGCUCAACGUGCGACGGGACUCAACAACGUGGAAAAGAAUGCCAACGAUGAUUUGGAGUUCCGUACUGUACUGGGUCAAAAUAUAUUUCGCAUUUUAGAUAAACAACGAUCGCGAAAUAUUGAAAGAAACGAAAUGUUUGCCCCUGGUCGCAUGGCUUAUCAUAUCGAAUUGGAAGAUGAAAAUGUGGAUUCGGACAUCCCGACUACCGUGAUUCGAUCUAAAGCCGAAAUACCAUUAGAUGUUGGGGAUACUCAAACACUAACUACGAACGACAUCGUUAUCAACAAAUUGGCCCAAAUUUUGUCGUACUUACGACAGGGAGGAAGAGGAAAGAAAAAUAAACGACGCGAUAAAGACAAACCUCUUUUCAAGCUUAGUGACGAUCCUGGAAUCAAGGGUAUGGCGGACGACUCAAUUUACGGUGAUAUUGGGGAGUACCAGCCGAAUCGCCGCUACGAGGAUGUAGCUGGAUCGUCAAAACUGGAAGGAAACUCAGGAAGACAUAGUUAUUUCGAAAAAUACAACGACAACACGGGAGCAGACCGGGAUGCUGCGAUAAUUCCGCCUGUUCCGGCGCCACCAAAGCUAUCGGCACAUUUAAUAACUAAAUUAACGGCAGAACCGGAAGGGUACGCUGAAUGUUAUCCUGGAUUGCAAGAAAUGAAUGAUGCAAUAGACGACUCUGAUGAUGAGGUCGAUUACACCAAGAUGGAUCUUGGAAACAAAAAGGGUCCAAUUGGUCGUUGGGAUUUCGACACACAGGAAGAAUAUUCCGAUUAUAUGAGCAGCAAAGAGGCGCUACCAAAAGCUGCUUUUCAAUAUGGAGUAAAAAUGCAAGAUGGUCGAAAAACUCGAAAACAUAAAACGGAAAAAAAUGAAAAAGCAGAACUGGAUCGAGAAUGGCAACAGAUUCAGAAUAUCAUCCAGAAAAGGAAGGCUAAAUCCGGUGGAGAUGAUGAUGUGGAUUUCAAAAAAUCAAAGCAUUAAUAUUUAUAAAGGCUAGAAAUAAGUUUGUAGUAUGUAUAUUGUUUUAAGUAUAACAUGAAUAAAAAUCGCUAACGAACUUUUUAAGCCUUAU